CGUCACCGAGUUCAUCGCUGCUAAAUCAUCAUCAAAUGGGAGGAGCGCGCAGCCGCCUGGCGUAGAGGUGCGGAGCGCGCUGCAGAUGAAACAUGGCAGGAGACAGCGAGACAAAGCCAGGUGACCAAGCCGAAAAUCAUGACACACACAGUCGGCAGCCCUUCCUCAUCGGUGUGGCCGGAGGAACAGCCAGCGGGAAGUCGUCGGUGUGCAGUAAGAUCAUGGAGCUGCUGGGCCAGAACGAGAUCGACCACCACCAGCGCCAGGUGGCCAUCCUCAGUCAGGACAGCUUCUACAGGGUCCUCACCCCGGAGCAGAAGGCCAAGGCGCUCAAGGGCCAGUUCAACUUCGACCACCCAGAUGCUUUUGACAACGACCUCAUAAUCACAACCCUGUGGGACAUCAAGGAGGGGAAAACGGUCCACAUUCCUGUUUAUGACUUUGUUUCUCACUCCAGGAAAGAGGAGACCGUGACGGUGUACCCCGCUGAUGUGGUGCUGUUUGAGGGCAUCCUGAUGUUCUACUCUCAGGAGAUUCGAGACUUUUUCCAGAUGAAGCUGUUCGUGGACACGGACGCAGACACUCGUCUAUCACGGAGAGUGCUGCGGGACAUCAGUGAACGUGGUCGGGAUUUGGAAAGCAUUAUAGCGCAGUACAUCACCUUUGUCAAGCCUGCGUUUGAGGAGUUCUGUCUGCCCACAAAGAAAUAUGCUGAUGUGAUAAUACCGAGAGGAGUUGACAACAUUGUCGCAAUAAAUCUCAUCGUUCAGCACAUCCAGGACAUCCUGAACGGCGGUCUGACCAAACGGCUGAACGGGUGGUUCGGCGGUUACGGGACGGCGAAGAAGCAGCCGAGCGUGGAGUCAAACACCCGGCCCCACUAAAGCUCACCGGUCCUUCAGGGAGAAAGAGGAAGGUUUGCCCGGACGUGCUGCCCUUCAUCGUUGCUACUGUUAACGAGGUGGCACAACUGCCACGCAGCCAGAAGGUCUCCUUUUUUGGUGCGAGUCUGCUUGGACUGAUUUAAAUGAAAGGAGGCUUUGUGGAGCUGGUUCCCAGCAGAGGUACAAUUUUGUGUUUAGCUUGGAUGAAACUGAAGAGGGAGGAGUUUUAAUUUCACUUCAAACUGCUGCUUGCCUUUAACCAGCACUGAGCUGGAAACUGCAGAAAGAUUCACGCACACUCGACAGCUGCAGUUACUGCAGCGCCGCGACAUGCUCUUCAACAGCAGGGCUCGAAUCCCUUUAUCAGCGUGACCUCGUCAACCUUUAUUUAAGGCCUGUUUAACAAAAAUGAUACUAAAGCUCAGCUGAAACAACCAGUUUAGCCUCGAACACCUGAUGUAUGACAUCACCGCCAAAGAUGGUCUAAAUCUCACUUUAAUGUCGCUGUCGCUCAUUUAAUGUUAACAAAUCAGGAAAACGUGUUAUUUUAUGGAAUUACCACAAAGUAUAAUUUUCCCUUGUAACCCUCAGAUGCACAUGUUUAGGUACAUUUUCAUUACAAAGGACUGAGCUCUAUAAUAUGGAAAUGUUUGAGUUUUCUUUCUGUGUGUGUGAGACUACUCAGGUACUGUUAUUUUCACUUUAAAAGCUUCUAUUAAUGAAGACUCUUCUUCUGUUCUCAGUUCUCUUAUUCUUGAUGUGCCACAUGCUGCUUAGUGCUGUGACCAAGUAUCAGAUACAGUGGAGGGAGAAAAGAUGUAUAGUUACUUUAAUUAUGCAGUCAAGCAAUAAAAAAAUGCUUUAAAGAGCACUUGAAACUAUUUGCUGCAGGUCAAAUGUGAACCCUGAAUUCAGUUUAUUCUCGAUGCUGAGCUGAGGCUUGUGGGUUGAGCCGGUGCUGAACGGUAUGUAGCCGGCCUCGAUGGUGGCUGUCCUCCUUUUCCUUCAGCUGUGGCGCAUUUUCGAGAAGUGUCGGUGAGGCACGAGCAUGUGCUUUAAACGGAGGAGGCAACAAAAUAAAGUUCACUUCUGUCAGAACAACCUGAGUUUGUAGUGUCGUUAAUCAUCGAUGAACUAACGAUGCCACAGAGAAGAACGUG
This is a messenger RNA of Archocentrus centrarchus (flier cichlid), 2044 nucleotides long. It is a transcript of the gene uck2a, whose product is annotated as uridine-cytidine kinase 2a. Bases 93 to 884 code for a protein of 263 amino acids. The transcript has 7 exons. Lineage: Eukaryota; Metazoa; Chordata; Actinopteri; Cichliformes; Cichlidae. Gene Ontology annotation, molecular function: ATP binding; kinase activity. The record is from RefSeq and is a predicted model, not a curated record.